This is a messenger RNA of Lactuca sativa (garden lettuce), 1210 nucleotides long. Its product is annotated as choline-phosphate cytidylyltransferase 2. Gene Ontology annotation, biological process: CDP-choline pathway. The record is from RefSeq and is a predicted model, not a curated record. NCBI's taxonomy places the organism in Eukaryota, Viridiplantae, Streptophyta, Magnoliopsida, Asterales, Asteraceae. Gene Ontology annotation, molecular function: choline-phosphate cytidylyltransferase activity; phosphatidylcholine binding.
CUGGUUUGAACAAGGGGUAUAAUGGUAAUUAAGAUUACGGCAAUCACGGCCUGGGUUUUUCGUAGGUUGUGGCAUUGAGCAAAGAGGGCAGGCCCCGAAGAUCUUCCGAGAAGGUAUCAAGGAUUCAAGGUCGAUCAUGGAAGGUGAACACAAACAGAGAAAUUGGAUGCUUCCACCACCCACCGACCGUCCAGUUCGUGUCUACGCCGACGGCAUAUAUGACCUUUUCCACUUCGGCCAUGCUCGUUCCCUUGAGCAAGCCAAAAAAUCGUUUCCAAAUACUUAUUUGCUUGUUGGAUGUUGCAAUGAUGAAGUCACCCACAGCCUGAAGGGUAAAACAGUCAUGACUGACAAGGAGCGUUAUGAAUCUCUUCGCCACUGCAAGUGGGUUGAUGAAGUUAUUCCAGAUGCACCAUGGGUACUUACACAAGAGUUUAUUGACAAACAUCAGAUAGACUAUGUGGCUCACGAUUCUCUUCCUUAUGCCGAUGCAAGUGGUGCUGGAAAAGACGUCUAUGAAUUUGUGAAGUCAAUUGGAAGAUUUAAGGAGACAAAACGGACAGAUGGGAUUUCCACAUCAGAUAUAAUCAUGAGAAUUGUAAAAGACUAUAACGAGUAUGUGAUGCGCAACUUGGAUCGAGGGUACUCAAGAAAAGAUCUUGGUGUCAGCUAUGUAAAAGAAAAGCGGUUGAGAGUGAAUAUGGGUUUAAAGAAGCUGCGUGAAAAAGUAAAAAAACAACAAGAAAAGGUGGAAGAGAAGAUCCAGACAGUUGCAAAAACUGCUGGUAUGAAUCAUAACCUGUGGGUUGAGAAUGCUGAUCGCUUGGUUGCUGGUUUCCUUGAAAUGUUUGAAGAGGGUUGCCACAAAAUGGGAACAGCCAUCAGAGACAGAAUACAAGAACAGUUAAAGGCAAAUGGAAACAGGAGGGGACUCACGUAUGAGAAUAAUGAUAAUGAAGAGGAAGAAGAUGAAGAUGAAUAUUAUUAUGAUUAUAGCACCGAUGAAGAUGAAGAAGAGUUAUCCAGUGGGUCAGAAUGAAUGAAUCAACAUCUGUGUGGUGUGGACAUUAUAGAACGUGUUUGUGUGAUAUAAAUGGCGUGGCGUGUUUUAGUCUGUGUAUCAUAAAUUUGCAAUUUGGAUUUUCAGUUGGUUUUUCUAAAUGUACCAAAUUUAAGGGUUUCAAGUGACAGGAAGUUAUGUUUUGGACUA